Boleophthalmus pectinirostris (great blue-spotted mudskipper) is the source of this 2241-nucleotide messenger RNA. RefSeq names its product immunity-related GTPase family, q2 (gene irgq2). The coding region runs from base 764 to 1897 and encodes 377 amino acids. The transcript has a single exon. Gene Ontology annotation, cellular component: membrane. Lineage: Eukaryota; Metazoa; Chordata; Actinopteri; Gobiiformes; Gobiidae. Gene Ontology annotation, molecular function: GTP binding. The record is from RefSeq and is a predicted model, not a curated record.
GUCCUUUAAUCUGACAGAAGUGGACCACAUCACUGCACAAGAGCUGUUUUUUUUCUUCUCUUAGUUUAUGCAAAUUAGCGGUGCGGUUUUAAGUUUCGUUUCUGUGAAGCUUGCACAAAGCUGCAUUAAACACAUAAUAAUGUCAAACGGAUUGAUGUGGCUCUAGAGUGAUUAUGGUUUAUAUGUCGUAAAGUUGAAUUUAUUUAUGCAGAUUAGUAGUGCAGAUAGUAAUAAUAAUGAUGAUCAUUUUAAUAUAAAAAACCUUAAUGAUUAAUCGAUAAUCGAUCUUUAAUUCUUCCGACGAUCGAUUAAGAAAAUUUCAUUGAAUGCCUUUCCCUAUUAUGGACUUGUCCGAAAUGUUCCACAGUAUAGAUUAAACGUAUAUAUCAUUACAGAAAAGAGCAAUUUAGAACACUACGUUACAUUACAAUUCAGAUCUGUGGAGUCGCCUCUAUUCACAGAAGGAAUUAUUGUAUUUUUGAGCAAUAGAAACACCCCUAACAAAUGUCAGAUGGAUAUGCUUAGUGUCAUACCAUAGAAGACUGGCAAAACAAUAGCAUCUCCAUAGAGACAAGCAUCUGGCGUGCCCUCCGCCAGAAAAGUUAAGCACUGCACCUUUAAGGGUUAUUGUAUCAGUAGCAUAAUUUAUUUUCUGUUAUCAUUUAUCGUCUCUAUUGUCAUGAGCAGUAUAUCGUACUUCACAAUUUGUUUUUGUGACAAGCCUAAUGAUACCUAAUCUUUUUUUUCCCCUUCAGUUUCAGUUAUGGCAGAUGUCCUGAAAAGCCUCAACCUCCUCGAGACGCUCAAAGAGUCCAUGGACAACAACAAACUGUCAGAUGUGAAGGAUGCGGUUGAGGACCUUCUCAUCAGCAGGAUAAACAUUGGAGUUGUGGGUGACCGCUGCCUGGAGAAGACCACCUUCAUCAACUCUUUACGGGGCCUCGGUGUUGACGAUGUAGGGGCCGCUCUGUACCCAUCUACUGUUAGUACUGAAGAAGUCAUUGGGUACCCUGACCCCAAACACACAGACUUCCGCUUAUGGGACUUACCUCCUGUCCCAACCUGCACACCCUUUGAACCAGAAUCAUACAUGGGAAAGUACAAGUUCAUGCGUUACAAUGCAGUAUUCAUGACCUUCACAGAUGUCCCUCAAAUCAAUAGUGUUACGAUCUUUUUGGAAGCACGCUUACUUCAGAACAAAACUGUAUACUUUGUACUUUUGGUUUCUGACAAAAACAAGACUCAAGAUGAUAAACGACAAGUGAGUUUGGAAGUUCUAACCUCUCAAGGCGUAGCAGUGCCUAAAGUAUACAUUGUCAAUCCAUCUUGCUUGGAGAAAAUUGACUUCCCUGUACUUUUAGAAGACAUGGGACAAGACCUACCAGAGAUCCGUGCCCAUGCGUUAUUAUUAGCACUACCGAUAUUAACACCAGCUCUUGUAACUCAAAAAAAGGAGGCGUUUAAAGCACUGGUCUGGGCUGCAGCAUCUCUCUCUGGUGGAAUGUCAACUCUCCCGGUUCCUUUUGUGGCCUCAAUGGUGGACUCAAGCAUUGGUGUACGGAUUCUAAGCAAAACGCAGAUAUCUUUGGGCUUGGAUAACCAUUCUGUGGAAAGGCUUGCCAAAUUACGAGGCCUUGACCCAGGUAGACUGAAAGCAUUGCGUACUUGCGUUCUAUCGGCGGAGGUCUCUAAAGGGGAGGUGAAAAAACGUCUGGCUGCAGCGGAGAAGGACUUGUCCACGGUUUCGUCGAGGUUGGUUCAGAUGGCCAUGCCCAGACAGGCGCGUUCUGCCAGCAAGUCAUUCGCUGCCACGCUCCAGGCUUUGAAUACAGCAAUAGAUGAGAUGGCGGAGGAUGCAGAUAAGAUUGUACAGGUGGUACUGAUGGAGGGACAGUGAUGUGAUUUUUAAUUUUUUUUUAAUACUGAGUUUGCUUCUGGAAAGGGAAAAUCUGCAAUCAUUGACUGAAAGCCUCAUGUACUCUGCUUAAAGGUCCUAUAUUAAACAAAAUAGUUUCUUGUGUGGUUUAAUCCAGGGGUGAAAUCAUCCAAAUGAUUCUAGUGAGUUUAAAAACACAGUGGAGCACUUGACCCUACAAGUUGGAACAGAGUGUUUUCUGUUUGAGAAGAUAACACACUCGAAAGGUGCAGGGUUUGUGUGUUAAACAUUUGAAUGAAACAAAACACAACUCCAGAUAUGUUUCUGAUUAUAACAUUAUAACAUAGAUUACAAAGAAGCACAGU